AUAGUCGCUUUGGUUCAAAACUGAAGGUGUCCAACUAAAGCAUGUCUCCAAAAUGCCAAAGGACAACACAAAAGGACAUUUCUUUAUGAUUUUGUUGUGUGACAACACUAAAUAUCUGGCUACCCGGAGGAUUGUCCGUCCAUCCGAAUAGAAUCAUUUCCGAUGGGGAGGUUUAUUUUGUCCGCAACAAAGGGGGAGGAAUAUUGUCGACGCACAGCGUCUCCAGCUGCCUGCCCAGACUACACAACAAGAGUCUACUUUUGCCGUAAUGGGGGAGAAACCGUUGAAGAUCCUCGCAUGUGGUGAUGUAGAAGGAAGCAUUAAUGCUGUGUUUAACCGCGUCCGGACCAUCCAGAAGAAGAGCGGGCAGUUUGAUCUGCUGCUGUGUGUAGGAAACUUCUUCGGUUCGUCUCCAGGAGCUCAGGCUGAAUGGCAGGAGUACAAAUCUGGAGCGAAGAAAGCUCCCAUCCACACCUACAUCCUGGGAGCAGCCAGCCAGGAAACCCUCCGCUUCUUCCCCAGUGCUGACGGCUGUGAGCUGGCAGACAACAUCACCUACCUGGGUCGUCGUGGUGUUUUCACUGGGGCGUCAGGCCUGCAGAUAGCAUAUGUGAGUGGUCGUGAGGGGCAGCAGGAUCCGACUCCAGCUCACUGCUUCUCUCCUAAAGACCUCACUCAGCUGGUGGAGCCACUGAUUAGCAACAACCAGUUCAGAGGAGUGGACAUCCUGCUGACAUCACAGUGGCCCCGCGGAGUCUGGCAGUACGCCAACAGCCCCGAAGUCAACACUAAGUUCUGUGGAACGACCUCCAUCUCCCACCUGGCUCACAAGCUGAAGCCUCGCUAUCACUUUGCUGCGGUAGAAGGAGUUCACUAUGAGAGACUACCUUACAGGAAUCAUGUUGUUCUUCAGGAGAAUACUCAGCACGUCAGCAGAUUUAUCGCCCUGGCAACCGUCAACAACCCAGAGAAGAGAAAGUACCUGUAUGCCUUCAACAUUAUCCCGAUGAAAAGCAUGGAGGCAUCAGAACUGGUCAAGCAGCCUCAGGAUGUCACUGAGAGCCCUUACAGCAGGAUGGUUAGAGAGAACACUCUAUCUGACCCUACUGUCCAGGAGCCGGCAUCUCAGUUCUUCUUUGACCUGGGGAAGAAGCAGCGUGGAGGGGGGCGUGGCCAGGGGGGGCGUGGUAGGAAGAGGCCCUCAGACGGAGACGGGCAGAAUCAAGGACAGCCGUGGGAUUCAGACCGGCAGAGUCAGAGACUGCCCUUAGAUCUAGACAGGCCUAAACAACCCCGUAGGCCCCCUCAGCCCAGCGGUCCCUGUUGGUUCUGUCUGGCCAGCCCUCAGGUAGAGAAACACCUGGUCAUCAGCAUUGGGACACAUUGCUACCUGGCCCUUGCUAAGGGCAGUCUAACCCCUCAGCAUGUGUUGGUACUGCCCAUCGGUCACUACCAGUCAGUAGUGGAACUGAGCUCUGAGGUGGUUAAAGAACUGGACCGAUACAAGAUGGCUGUCAGGACCUUCUAUAAGAGCAAAGGACAGCGCUGUGUUCUGUUUGAGAGGAACUACCACAGCCAACACCUACAGAUCCAGGUAGUACCAGUACCGGAGGAGAAGUGUACCACUGAGGAUAUUAAAGAAGCCUUCAUGCUGCAGGCGCAGGAACAGAACAUGGAGCUGAUGGAGAUACCGCAACACACUGACCUCAAACAGAUUGCUCCUCCAGGGACACCGUACUUCUACGUAGAGCUGGACUCUGGAGAGAAACUCUUCUACCGCAUUCAGAAAAACUUCCCUCUGCAGUUUGGCAGGGAGGUGUUGGCCAGCGAGGCGUUGCUGAACAUCCCGGAGAGGGCCGACUGGAGACAGUGUAAACAGACCCCAGAGGAGGAGGAGGGUCUGAGCAAACAACUACGAAACGACUUCCAACCAUACGACUUUGCCCUGGAAGACUGAACACCGACAGACAAUGUACCGUACAGGAGGGGUGUAAUGGUACACGUUUUCAUCCUGAACCAUUGGGUACGGGGACUUGUGGAUUAACAACACCAGUCCUAUAGUCUGUGCUGUGUUGUAGGCCUUACGUCUGCAGUAAAUCUGAGCUGAACAUUUCAGUCUAUUCCGUUGAAACAACUAGAGCCUAUUGUAAUAAAAAUUCAAAUCUUAAUUGGCGCAUUUCAAAAAACCGUCCUUUUGUGAGGCGCAGCCGGGAACUAGUUCUGUACGAUGGUGAUUGGUGGAGGAUCCUCCAUCGUUCAAAUCUCCAGUUUGGGAACAUCUUGUCAUGAAAGUAAGAUUAUAACGGUGAUGGACAGAGUUGUGGAUAAAGCGUUAACAGUCUCCACGCAGAAGGAGAAUAGCUGCUGCCAACACCUCCGACAUGUUGACACCCACAUCACCCCAGUAUAGUGUAGCAUGACGGAGCACCUCCAUGACACCCACAUCACCCCAGUAUAGUGUCGCAUGACGGAGCACCUCCAUGACACCCACAUCACCCCAGUAUAGUGUAGCAUGAAGGAGCACCUCCAUGACACCCACAUCACCCCAGUAUAGUGUGGCAUGACGGAAACACAAAGAAUUCACUCCACCUCCCGUCUGCAUUCAGCUGUUUCUGACCGGGCCAAAGUUCAGAGCGAUAGGUAGGCAAUGUUUAUAUUUUUUACAGUCUUGGGGUUUAUUGCGUGGAUAUGUGUCCGUUCUCGGGGGGUUGAGAAUAGGGCCUUUCAGCACCUCGUCAAAUUGCUCCACACCCACGUUACCAACUUCCCUCAUUUCAUAAAACGGGUAGUACCCACGUUAUAUAAGCAAGCCAAAGUUUUCAAUGAUUUGGCCAAUGUACCCUGUGUUGUGCUUGGUGACAUCCUGUCACAUGACCCCGGAGUAGGCGAUGUCCCAUGCUACAGACACGCCCCCUUUACCAAAGUGCUGCAGGCAGUGUCGUGGUGCGUUUGGAACCAACUGGGAAGUUGCCACAUACGACUGGGUUAAAUCUACUUCAAUGUCCCUCCAACUGGUAAUUACUAGUGGGAAAACUCCCACUUCUCCCACAUGCUGACCUCACCUACUAAAGGACAUAUUCAGGCAGUUAAAUGCAACAAAACAUUAUUUAAAAAUAGCAGUGGUUUUUGAACUAUAAUUUGUUUAAAAGCUGUACUUUUAGGAGGACGCAGCUUGUUGGCCGUUAGCCAAUCGACGAUUCUCAACAAGUUCAAAUCACACGAAUGGUCCCACUGGUAUUUAUGACGACACAACUGGUAAAUGCCCUCAUGGUUACAAACUCCGCAUCAGAGUGGGAACUUGAGAGGCCUGACAUAAGUGUGAAUGCUGAACAUUGUGAAGGGCGUUUCAUGUGGAGGCGGAGGGUGCAGUUGACAUCUUCCCUUAGUAAUAUGCACUUCCUGCCUUCUCUGUUUUUACUUCAAUCCAAUCGUCUGAAAAAGUAGUUUUCACAAUGUGAAGAUAAAUCAGUGUCAUCAUUUUGUACAAGGUCCCUGAUUAAAAGCUUUUUUUGUA
This is a messenger RNA of Oncorhynchus nerka (sockeye salmon), 3514 nucleotides long. RefSeq names its product CWF19 like cell cycle control factor 1 (gene cwf19l1). Bases 269 to 1957 code for a protein of 562 amino acids. Gene Ontology annotation, molecular function: RNA lariat debranching enzyme activator activity. Gene Ontology annotation, biological process: mRNA splicing, via spliceosome. The record is from RefSeq and is a predicted model, not a curated record. Gene Ontology annotation, cellular component: post-mRNA release spliceosomal complex. The transcript has 15 exons. Lineage: Eukaryota; Metazoa; Chordata; Actinopteri; Salmoniformes; Salmonidae.